Impatiens glandulifera is the source of this 951-nucleotide messenger RNA. RefSeq lists its product as uncharacterized. The record is from RefSeq and is a predicted model, not a curated record. The transcript has 3 exons. The coding region runs from base 127 to 651 and encodes 174 amino acids. NCBI's taxonomy places the organism in Eukaryota, Viridiplantae, Streptophyta, Magnoliopsida, Ericales, Balsaminaceae. Gene Ontology annotation, cellular component: mitochondrion.
UGAAACAAUGAACUUGAGUUGUUAACAAUGGAUCACAAUCCGCCGUUUUUGCCUCGUUUGGGUGUACAUUGAUUCUCUCCAUUUCCUACCAGCAGCAGCGUCUGAAGAUUCUUCACGCCAGCAAUCAUGAUUUUCGGAGCUCUAAGAUCUAUUGUACGACCUGUUUCUCGAUCCAUAUUAAUGUCAAGAACUGCAUUAACCUUUCCUUCCGUCCCUUCUCCGCCUGUCGCCGGCUCACUGAUCCGCCAAAAUCCUUUAUGGAUCAUGGGUUCGAGUCCUUUGCACAGCUUGACGGACACCCGCUUUCCAAAGAGAAGGCCUCAGUAUAAUCCUCUCAGGAAAAGAGCCAGUCUUAGACCAUCUGGGCCAUAUGCUUGGGUUAAAUACGUGCCUGGGCAGCCAAUACUUCCCAAUCAACCAAAUGAAGGAAGUUUUAAGAAUAGAAAUGCUAAGAAAAGAAGGUUACAAAGGCGAGCUUUUAUACUGUCUGAAGCAAAGAAAAGGAAUGCUCUAGUGAGGGAUGCUAAUAAGAAGAAGAAAAUCAAGCAAGUGGAAAGAAAGAUGGCUGCUGUUGCAAGAGAAAGAGCUUGGACUGAAAGACUGGCAGAGCUUCAGCUGCUUGAGAAAGAACCUAAAAAUGCCAUUGUUUGAAGAAAACACAACAACAACAACAAAAACACUUGUUUUUAGUGGUAGCAGAUGAAUGAAUGAAUGCUCUGUUUUUUGGAUCUUCUUCUUUUGCAUUGCUUCUUGUUCGAGUUUGGGUUUUGUGUAAUCAUCUGCUACUUGUUGUUCAGGUGCUUCUCUAUAGUCAAUUUAUUUCUUAGGAAAAUUGAAAUAAUAGGCCUUUAAACCCCCAGUUGAACAGUUCUCUGCCUAUUUGGAAUCAUUUAUGUUUAAUGUAUUCUGUUCUUUUUAUCUACUAAGAUUUAUGAAAUUUGUAUUGGAUUA